UACAAGAGCAGUAUGACAUCUGCAGGUGCAGGUGCAGGUGCAAAUGCGCAACUAGCGAUUUCAGAGAACCUGAGAAUGCUGCCUGUGUUGGUUCUCGUGCUUCUGAAGAAUGCGAGUUCUGCACAAAUUCCUCCCGAUCUCAGGGCCUAUGCCCAGGCUCUGCUAACCACCCUACCCUCUCAAACCCUCAUCCCA
This is a messenger RNA of Suillus discolor, 195 nucleotides long. RefSeq lists its product as uncharacterized. Gene Ontology annotation, cellular component: COPII vesicle coat. The annotation marks the transcript as partial. NCBI's taxonomy places the organism in Eukaryota, Fungi, Basidiomycota, Agaricomycetes, Boletales, Suillaceae. The record is from RefSeq and is a predicted model, not a curated record. The transcript has 2 exons. Gene Ontology annotation, biological process: endoplasmic reticulum to Golgi vesicle-mediated transport; intracellular protein transport.